This is a messenger RNA of Oncorhynchus nerka (sockeye salmon), 4054 nucleotides long. It is a transcript of the gene zbtb8b, whose product is annotated as zinc finger and BTB domain containing 8B. Gene Ontology annotation, biological process: regulation of transcription by RNA polymerase II. Gene Ontology annotation, molecular function: DNA-binding transcription factor activity, RNA polymerase II-specific; protein binding; RNA polymerase II cis-regulatory region sequence-specific DNA binding. The record is from RefSeq and is a predicted model, not a curated record. NCBI's taxonomy places the organism in Eukaryota, Metazoa, Chordata, Actinopteri, Salmoniformes, Salmonidae. Bases 464 to 2194 code for a protein of 576 amino acids. The transcript has 5 exons.
ACAGAAUGGAGAAAUGAGGAAGUGGGUUGUUGUUGUGGUUAGCUAGCUAGCUAGCUGCUGAGGCUACAACAAUUUAUCCACCAGUGUGUUAACUUACGACUAAUUUCAAGGUUUAGUCAGGUAUCGUUGUUUUUAUACUUGUUUAAAUGUUUAAAUGUUAUGUUCAUUUGUACGGAAUGUUUGAUAAAUGUAACGCUAGCUAGCUGACAGAGUUUUCUAGCAUAGACAGAUGGUUACUCUAGUUGUCAAUACAUUGUAUUCUAGCUAGCUACAACAUAUAGCUACUUCUACAUUUGUGAUUCUACAAAAGGUACUGGAGACGAUGGAAAAACCUUUCUCCUAGCUAGCUACUAUCGCUUUAGUUUAGAGAUUUCUCCUCAGAGCCUUUCUGUGGUUAUCAGUUGUGGAUCUUCUCUUCAAGGCAAGGUGAGGGUGUAGUUAGUUGUUGACAGGGGUCACAUGAAUGUACUGCACCAGGAGGUCAAAGGACUGGGGUGGAAGGUUGAGGAGCGUGAACUGGCUGAGGGAAAGAAUUGUGGAGAUGGAGGUGUCAGGCUACCAGUCCAAGCUGCUGUGUGAGCUCAAUGAGCAGCGGAAGAGAGACUUCUUCUGUGACUGCAGUAUAGUCGUGGAGGGGCGGGUCUUCAAGGCCCAUCGCAACGUCCUAUUCGCCGGCAGCGGCUACUUCCGAGCCCUAUUGGUCCACUACCUACAGGACAGUGGUCAGCACCACAGUACAGCCUCUCUGGACAUCGUGACGGCCGAGGCCUUCUCCUCCAUCCUGGACUUCCUGUACUCGGGCCGACUGGACCUGCGCAGCGACAACGUCAUCGAGGUGAUGUCAGCGGCCAGCUACCUCCAGAUGACUGACGUGGUGUCCUUCUGUAAAGGCUACAUCCGCUCCUCUCUGGAGAUCUGUAACAGGGAGAAAGAGAGAAACAAAGGGAAGGAGAGAGACGGUCCGGCUGACAGUGGAACCCCAGCCAUGCCACCUCCCUCUUCCACCGUCUCUGUAGCUGUUCCUUCGUUGUCACUAGAGGGAGUUACUCAUGUACGUUCAGAAUCCUCCCCUUCCACUGUCACAGACCCCCCAUCCUCGGCAGCAGCCCUCCCCAGGGUCCCCACGCCCCCCGGCCCUAGCAGAGACUCUGAGAGCGACUGCAGCUCCAGAGGGGAGUUCCCAUCUCAUAUUAUUGGGGGCCGGACCCCCCACGGACACGGGGACCAUGUGAUGAACCCUCUUUCCUCUGGGUUGACCCUAGAACUGGUACGCCCCAAGAUCGAGUACGACCCCGAUGACGAGCCCGAGGAGGGGUCUCCCGAUACCAAAGACCUGACGUUGUUUAUGGGACCCCCCCUCCACACCCACCACCCAGACCACCUCCAUGACAGGCUGGCGUCCUCCAGCCCUUCCCCCAGCAGCGAGCGCUCCUCCCUGGGCUUCGGGGGCUGCCACGCCAGGCAGUUCAUGGAUGUGCUGUUGAGAGGCGGCUCCAGCCCCCACAGGGACAGAGGGGAGCAGGGCCAGAUGUUUGCCCAGGGAUUGGGCCUCUGGGGUGGGGGAGGCAGGGUGGAUGAGGGUCUGGGGAUGGGUGGGUCCUCUAUCAUGGAGAUACAGAGCGACUGGUACGGAGAGGACACAGGUGAUGGCUUGGUGGUGCCGGUGAAGCUCCACAAGUGUCCGUUCUGCCCGUACACCGCCAAGCAGAAGGGCAUCCUGAAGAGACACAUCCGCUGUCACACUGGAGAGAGACCCUUCCCCUGUGAGACGUGUGGCAAGAGGUUCACAAGGCAGGAACACCUCCGCAGUCACUCACUCAGCGUGCACCGUUCCAGUUGGCCCGUGGUUUGUAAGGGGUGCAGACGAAGCUUCACUGGAGCCCUGUCCCACGGACUGAAACGCUUUGGCCUGUGUGACAACUGUACCUGUGUUACGACCACGGGCCACGACGACUCACCUCCCGCCCACAUCAACCUCGACGGCCAACCAGAGGCCAUGGAACGCGGGGACGGAGACAGUGAUUGGCCCAGGUUCAGGGAUGAUGCUGAUGACAUGGAGGCCGGGGGAGGGAUUAUAGAGGACCUGGGGGAGAAGGGGAAACCACAAGGACGACUGUCAGAGAUCCCAUCCACAGUGGACAUGAAGGAGAGGAGACAAGGAAAGGAAGAAUUUAACUUUCAGACACAGUUUUAGUCCAAUCUUGCAGUCUUCCUCCCCCAGUGGUUUAAUUAGGGGAACAAUCCAAGACUGAGACAGAGGUCCAUGUUAACUUUGUCUUGGCUACUAUUUUCUACCAAAAUAACUGUGGAACAGAAUCAGAACUGCAUGACCAUAAGAGGACUGGGUUUUCCCUAGGAGAAAGGCAUUGUGUUGUCCCUAGGAGAAAGACGUUGUGUUGUACCUAGGAGAAAGACAUUGUGUUGUCCCUAGGAGAAAGACGUUGCGUUGUCCCUAGGAGAAAGACGUUGCGUUGUCCCUAGGAGAAAGACGUUGCGUUGUCCCUAGGAGAAAGACAUUGUGUUGUCCCUAGGAGAAAGACAUUGUGUUGUCCCUAGGAGAAAGACAUUGUGUUGUCCCUAGGAGAAAGACAUUGUGUUGUCCCUAGGAGAAAGACGUUGUGUUGUCCCUAGGAGAAAGACGUUGUGUUGUCCCUAGGAGAAAGACAUUGUGUUGUCCCUAGGAGAAAGACAUUGUGUUGUCCCUAGGAGAAAGACAUUGUGUUGUCCCUAGGAGAAAGACAUUGUGUUGUCCCUAGGAGAAAGACAUUGUGUUGUCCCUAGGAGAAAGACAUUGUGUUGUCCCUAGGAGAAAGACAUUGUGUUGUCCCUAGGAGAAAGACAUUGUGUUGUCCCUAGGAGAAAGACAUUGUGUUGUCCCUAGGAGAAAGACAUUGCGUUGUCCCUAGGAGAAAGACGUUGCGUUGUCCCUAUGAGAAAGACGUUGUGUUGUCCCUAUGAGAAAGACGUUGUGUUGUCCCUAGGAGAAAGACGUUGUGUUGUCCCUAGGAGAAAGACGUUGUGUUGUCCCUAGGAGAAAGACGUUGUGUUGUCCCUAGGAGAAAGACGUUGUGUUGUCCCUAGGAGAAAGACGUCUCUUUGACUUGGUCUUGGUGGCACAAUGCAUCAGGUGAUGAUACGCCAUAGCAGUCUGUUCUCCAUGGAAACAGCAGGUGUCUUGUCCUCAACAGCCUCAUCAACUCCAUGUGUCGCGCUGCAUGAGGCAAAAGGUGGUCACUCUAGGUGGGAGUGACCACUCCAGGUGGGAGUGACCACUCUAGGUGGGCGUGACCACUCUAGGUGGGCGUGACCACUCUAGGUGGGAGUGACCACACUCUAGGUGGGAGUGACCACACUCUAGGUGGGAGUGACCACACUCUAGGUGGGAGGGACCACACUCUAGGUGGGAGUGACCACUCUAGGUGGGAGUGACCACACUCCAGGUGGGAGUGACCACUCUAGGUGGGAGUGACCACUCUAGGUGGGAGUGACCACUCUAGGUGGGAGUGACCACUCUAGGUGGGAAUGACCACUCUAGGUGGGAGUGACCACACUCCAGGUGGGAGUGACCACUCUAGGUGGGAGUGACCACUCUAGGUGGGAGUGACCACUCUAGGUGGGAGUGACCACUCUAGGUGGGAGUGACCACUCUAGGUGGGAGUGACCACUACAUUGUUUUAUUUGUUAAAGGUAUCUGUGACCAACAGACGCAUAUCUUAAAUUCCCAGUCAUGUGAAAAUCCAUACAUUAGGACCAGAUUGAUUUAAAUUGACUGAGUUCCUUAUAUGCACUGUAACUCAGUAAAUUGUUGCAUGUUUUGUUUAUAUUUUUGUUCAGUGUAUAUUUCCGGAUGUUGUGUAUCUCUGGAAAUAAUCAGAAUUCAUGUCAAUUCAAGGAAAGUUAAAAAAAAAAAUUAAAAAAUAAAAUAAAAACAGACUUUGUCCAAAAAUGUAGUUCUCUUGUCAUAGUUUAUUCCGGGGUAAAUUGAGCGGCUGGACAGAGUGAAUUGAUCCAUCUACAUAUUUCUGUACUGAAUUAAAUAUUUACCACAACCUUU